GUCGUUCCGAGUUCUCUCCAUUUACUCCCUCCCAUAUUGUCUUCUUCUAGCUAUCUACUAACCACAUUACAAAAUGUCAAUACCCGCAGUUCUAGUGAAUCAGGACCCGCACAGAAACGGGGCAUUGAGCCUUGAUGGUGCAAAACAGCUACAGGGAAUCAACCUGGAGAACCGGGAGAGAAGCGGCUUAGAUUUCCCCGACCGUGCACACGAUCCACUUGGGAAGGAAGUCAGAUCACUAAAGGCAGUCCCGUCAAGCAAAGAUAUUGGGGAGAAACUCAAGGAAGUGGUAGCGACUCUCUUGCCUGGCUUACGGGGCAUGUAUGGCAGGACAGAAGAGGAGUUGGAUGACAAUCUGGCUGUGCCAAUUAUUAAAGGAGAGGAAAUGGCGAGAAAUUUGAUUAGGGAGAUAGGUUGCGAUUAUGAGACUGCGAAAGAUUUGACCGUGCUGACACUUUACGAUGUGGCAAUCUUAAUUGGUAUGUUCCGAUACUGAAAUAUAGUCCUUAAUAUCAUUAUUUUUGCCCAUUGUUGAAUAGAUUUUUAGGCGACACCGAUUCCAUGGUCCUGGAAGAAAAUGGCGCGAGGAAGAGGGCCCUCAUACAAUAUGUCGACGGCAUCACGGAAAUCUGUUCGAUGGCAAAGGAAUCCGGCAUCCUUGCCAUGCACUUCAUGAACCGUGGGCGAGGCAAAGAAAACUGGACCGGGAAGUCGCAAGAAUAUCUAGAUCAGCACAGCUAUGGUGGUGUGACUAGGAUAGGAACCGCACUUAAGAAGAAGAUUCUGGAUAGAUAUGCACUUGGAAAUCCCGAUCAGAGAAAACCCCUGCUGGUACUCAUUGUCACUGAUCGCGCAGUAUGCUUACCCCCUAAGUUUCCUAAGGCUAUAUACUAACUCUCGGAAUACAGAUUGAGGGUGAGAGAAGAGGACAUCUGAAGUCUAUCAUUAGGGAUUGCGUGAACGAGCGUGCUGGGGUUGGCAAAGGGUUCGAAGGUUAGCUGUGGUAGGGUUUUGGUAAUAUACUUUUGCUCCCAUGCUUACCAAAGGUUCACAGCUAUAACAUUCCAGUUCUCACGCGUCGGAAACGAUUAUGGUGCAGCCCAGCUAUUGAGGGCGCUAGGCCAAGAUCCAGACCUCGCAGAAUUCAUCAAUGUGCUGCCGGACAAAUUUGAUCUCGAACUCCAGCCGGCAGAUAAGUGGAUUGUGGUGUGUCCAUAUCUGCUCUCCGAGCUCCUCGAUUUGGAACGGAAACAUACUAACUUCAUAUUCGUUUUUGAAUAUAGUUGCCUAAGAUCUUGCUUGGAGCAAUCCUACCCAAGGUAAGGCCUCCCCGCUCCAAUUUUCCCGUCCAAUAAUCCUCUAACAAUGGAGAACAGUGGCAUCAAGCGGCUCACAGAAAUCUUGCCAAGAUAAAGGGCAGCCUUGCCGAUAAGGGGAAGAAUGUUGCGGGUGCUGAUCCUGAAGACUGGUGGGAGUGAAAACUUUUCGGGGUUGGCUAAUCUCCUUCCGGACUGGCUGUCAUCAUAAUUUCCUUUCCCUUCACUGAUUCCGGUUCUGCACGAGCAAGGGGUUUCGUUUUCAUUUCGAAUGAAAAAAUUACCGCAAGCUCCUCACCCACCUU
Tuber aestivum (summer truffle) is the source of this 1621-nucleotide messenger RNA. The record is from the annotation of a GenBank genome assembly. Lineage: Eukaryota; Fungi; Ascomycota; Pezizomycetes; Pezizales; Tuberaceae.